Budorcas taxicolor (takin) is the source of this 1833-nucleotide messenger RNA. RefSeq names its product copine 5 (gene CPNE5). Gene Ontology annotation, molecular function: calcium-dependent phospholipid binding. Lineage: Eukaryota; Metazoa; Chordata; Mammalia; Artiodactyla; Bovidae. The record is from RefSeq and is a predicted model, not a curated record. Gene Ontology annotation, cellular component: plasma membrane. The transcript is spliced from 22 exons. Gene Ontology annotation, biological process: cellular response to calcium ion. The coding region runs from base 1 to 1833 and encodes 610 amino acids.
AUGGAACAGCCCGAGGACAUGGCGUCGCUGAGCGAGUUCGACUCCUUGGCGGGCAGCAUCCCGGCCACCAAGGUGGAGAUCACCGUGUCCUGCAGGAACCUUCUGGACAAAGACAUGUUCUCCAAGUCUGACCCACUAUGCGUCAUGUAUACUCAAGGGAUGGAGAACAAGCAGUGGCGGGAGUUUGGACGCACUGAAGUCAUCGAUAACACACUCAAUCCCGACUUUGUGCGCAAGUUCAUCGUGGAUUACUUCUUCGAGGAGAAGCAGAACCUCCGUUUUGACCUGUAUGAUGUUGACUCCAAGAGUCCUGAUUUAUCCAAACAUGAUUUCCUGGGCCAGGCUUUCUGCACCCUUGGAGAGAUUGUGGGGUCCCCUGGGAGCCGCCUGGAGAAGUCCCUCACAAUAGGAGCGUUCAGCCUGAAUUCCAGGACAGGCAAGCCCAUGCCGGCUGUGUCCAACGGAAGUGGUCUCUGGACGGAAAGUUUGAGAACCACUGGUCUGGAAGCCUCUGGCGGUGUCCCAGGGAAGAAAUGUGGCACCAUCAUCCUGUCUGCUGAGGAGCUCAGCAACUGCAGGGACGUCGCCACAAUGCAGUUCUGUGCCAACAAACUGGACAAGAAGGAUUUCUUUGGGAAGUCUGACCCCUUCUUGGUGUUCUACAGAAGCAACGAGGAUGGAACGUUCACCAUCUGCCACAAGACGGAGGUCGUGAAGAACACCCUAAACCCAGUCUGGCAAACUUUCUCCAUUCCUGUGAGAGCCCUCUGCAACGGGGACUAUGAUCGGACCAUCAAGGUGGAGGUGUACGACUGGGAUCGAGACGGCAGCCACGACUUCAUUGGGGAGUUCACCACCAGCUACCGGGAGCUGGCCCGUGGGCAGAGCCAGUUCAACAUCUAUGAGGUGGUAAACCCAAAAAAGAAAAUGAAGAAAAAGAAAUAUGUGAAUUCGGGCACAGUCACGCUGCUUUCCUUUGCUGUGGAGUCCGAGUGCACAUUUCUCGACUACAUCAAAGGAGGGACCCAGAUCAACUUCACAGUGGCCAUUGAUUUCACAGCCUCCAAUGGUGACCCCUCGCAGUCCACAUCGCUGCACUACAUGAGCCCCUACCAGCUGAACGCCUACGCACUGGCGCUGACCGCCGUCGGGGAGAUCAUCCAGCACUAUGACAGCGACAAGAUGUUCCCCGCCCUCGGCUUCGGGGCCAAGCUGCCCCCAGACGGCAGGGUGUCCCACGAGUUCCCGCUGAAUGGCAACCAGGAGAACCCCUCGUGCUGCGGCAUUGACGGCAUCCUAGAGGCCUACCACCACAGCCUGCGCACGGUGCAGCUCUACGGCCCCACCAACUUCGCCCCCGUGGUCACCCACGUGGCCAGGAAUGCGGCCGCAGUGCAGGACGGCUCCCAGUACUCGGUGCUGCUCAUCAUCACAGACGGGGUCAUCUCAGACAUGGCGCAGACCAAGGAGGCGAUCGUCAACGCCGCCAAGCUCCCCAUGUCCAUCAUCAUCAUCGGCGUGGGCCAGGCAGAGUUCGACGCCAUGGUGGAGCUAGAUGGCGAUGAUGUGAGGAUCUCCUCCCGGGGAAAGCUGGCCGAGCGGGACAUUGUCCAGUUCGUGCCCUUCAGGGACUACGUGGACCGCACGGGCAAUCACGUGCUGAGCAUGGCGCGCCUGGCCCGUGACGUGCUGGCCGAGAUCCCCGACCAGCUGGUGUCCUACAUGAAGGCACAGGGCAUCCGCCCGCGUUCCCCGCCCACGGCCACGGCUCGCUCUCCCCCACAGUCCCCGGCCCGCACACCCCCAGCUUCCCCGCUGCACACACACAUCUGA